CCUGCGCCAGAAGCAUGAGAACUGCCAUGAAUUCGGGUUGACCAAGCAUUGCGAAGAGCGAAGGCAGGCCCACUAACAAAAAGGCCCCCAAAAAUCUCCGCAAAUGAGCAGGAACGGGGGAGGCCGCCGGUGCCGACGCCGACGCUGAUGAGGAUGAUUAUUGCCAACCUUGGAAGUGAGCACUAUGGUAUGUGGUGACAGUCUCACCGCAACGGGAAGAAAUGGACGGGACAGUCUUGCCCGAGAGAGAGAGAUGAUGUCUCUGACGUCUCUCUCCUCCGAGUUUCCCCAUAUUCAACUCCAGGACAGGACAGCGGAAACGUGGCACAGGCGCGCGAUCAUGACCGAAUCGCAUCGACCGCGGUUACAUCUCGUUCCGGCUGCGUCCAUGAAUGCGGAGAAGAUCCAACCGACAACUGCAUCCAGCUGUCUGCGGUCUGCAGUAGACUUUGCCUGCUUGUACUUGAUCGUUCUCGUUUCCAUUGGUGUAGUUGUUGGUGUUGGUGUUGAUUCUGUACCGCCUAUAGGGAGCGUCGUCACACAGUCAUGGUUGAUGAUACCGACUCUCUACCUCAAACUAAACAACGCAAGCAUGAUUAUCCGAGUGUACCAGGUAUCCGAUGAUGGAAAUUUCCUAAACCAUUGGCAAUGUUUCACGUAAAGUCGACGGAGUGCGCCACCACCUUACACGUGCGAGCAGCCUCUCUCUCGUCUCCUCCUCAAAUUCGGCACGCGGCUGAAGAAAAAAGCCACAUUCGAAUCUCGGCAGGAGGUGGCGCCAUUGCCGUCGCCGAAAAAGAAAGUUGCAGAGCAA
Dissoconium aciculare CBS 342.82 is the source of this 814-nucleotide messenger RNA. RefSeq lists its product as uncharacterized. NCBI's taxonomy places the organism in Eukaryota, Fungi, Ascomycota, Dothideomycetes, Mycosphaerellales, Dissoconiaceae. The record is from RefSeq and is a predicted model, not a curated record. The transcript has 2 exons. The coding region runs from base 185 to 661 and encodes 158 amino acids.